This is a messenger RNA of Xyrauchen texanus (razorback sucker), 2078 nucleotides long. RefSeq lists its product as uncharacterized. The coding region runs from base 61 to 633 and encodes 190 amino acids. The transcript is spliced from 4 exons. The record is from RefSeq and is a predicted model, not a curated record. Lineage: Eukaryota; Metazoa; Chordata; Actinopteri; Cypriniformes; Catostomidae.
AUGAACUUUGAUCAGUUAGUUUCAGGGCUCAGUUAGGUCAGCCUGUUAGUCCUAAUAUCGAUGCAGGGUCUGGAGCGUUUUUGUAAGGGUUACGGUAGCAGUGCAUUUUCAGCUACUGAUCCUUUAACAUUUGGAAAGCCGAUAUCCCUCACUGUCUUACCAAAAGAUGCAAUUCCAACUGCUCCGAGUCUGUCCAUUAUGUCCCCUUUAAAGGGCGAUGGAAAGGAUAUUUGUCUGGCCGCCGGGUUCUUUCCUAGAGAUAAGAAUAUGAUUCUGACUGCGAAUGGUAAAAGCCCUGUGACUCUACCAACUACCAGCAACGCUCCCUUGUUCAUAAGCAGCAAAACCUAUUAUUAUGCUGGCUUCAAUGAGGAUGAUAUUGAACAAUGUCAAAUGGAUCAAGUGGUGAUGACAAAGACAAAGACAAAUGUGGACAUUCCUGUGACAGAUAAACCUGAAAAAUUCCCGAUUCCACAGAAUUGUAAAAUGAAUGCCUCUAGUAUUUCUGCCUCAGUGUUCACUGAUGGCCCUAAGGUGAACUCCAUGACCCUUCUUGUGACAGGUCUGAGAAUUCUGCUUGCUAAAUGUGUUGCAAUCAAUGUUUUGAUGACUGUGAAGGCAUUCCUCAUUUAAAAGUUAAAUUCAGUCAUGUGAGAUUUUUAGCCAAAUCGAAAUAUCUUAACUGAAGCUGCAACGGACACUUGCCAAACAAAUAAUGGGUGAUUAUAGCAAGCUACUAUGUCAACAUUUAUCUCUCAGUCAAUGAAUGUUACAUUUGGAAAAAUACAUGUAGUUUGUAAUUUAUAAAAUAUAAAAUAUAGAUAGAUUGUAUACCUCUGCUUUGACUCUCCUGACAUAUCAAUUAAUUUCUUUCUUAAAUGAAUUGCUUUGCUACAGUAUAUAAUGCAUGACUCUCCUGACAUAUCAAUUCAUUUCUUUCUUAGAUUAAUUGCGUUGCUACAGUAUAUUAUGCAUACAUAUAUUAUACAGUAUAUUCCAGCAUUUUUAACUUUUGUUACGAACAAGUUCAAGUUAGAAAGACAGUUAGGUGUUGCUUUUUUAUUUAAUAUUUUUAGUUUUCGCAAAGUGAUCUAACGGUGUAUAUGUCUUUUUACAUGGUCUUAUUGUCUAACCAAUUACUGUAACUCUUUGACUUCACAAAGCUCUUUACAUGUUAUAUGAAGACAUUUUUUACCUUUUCAAAUAAUAAAAUACGUGAUAAAAGAGAAGUUUCAUAUGAGUAUGUCUAAACCACAGUUUUAACAGCACACACAUGCCGGAGGCACAUGCUCACCACACUUUCUGAUAAAGAUCUACUGCUCGCUUUGGGUUCUAAGAAACAGUGUGUUGUUGUUGCUUAAUUUUCACACUACCUCUGUAAUAAAAAGGGCGAGACCACUAUAAGUAAACCUAACACUAGUUUCUAAGUCCUUUUAUAGUUAUUUACCUAACUUUUAAUGAAAUAGACUUCAUGUGUUCCACACAACAGCAAAACAUGAUCCGUAACACUCUUUUCCAAUUAUCUGUUGUCCAUUGUCUGUGCUUCUUUGCCCACUCUAUAUGUUUAUUUUUGUUUUUCUGUUUCAAAAGUGGCUUUUUAUUUGCAAUUGUUCCGAUAUGUCCUGCACUCAUGAGUCUUCUCUUUACUGUUGUACAUUAAACUGGUGUUGAGCAGGUAGAAUUCAAUGAAGCUGUCAGCUGAGGACAUGUGAGGUAUCAAUUUCCCAAACUAGAGACUCUGAUGUACUUAUCCUCUUGUUUAGCCUUCCACAUCUCUUUCUGUCCUUAUUAGAGCCAGUUGUCCUUUGUCUUUGAUGACUGUAGUGUACACCUUUGUAUGAAAUGUUCAGUUUUUGUUUUUUUUUUGGCAAUUUCAAGCAUUGUAUAGCCUUCAUUCCUCAAUGGAACAAUGAUUGACAGACAAGUUUCUUUUUUUUUUGUUGUCAUUUUUGACCUAAUAUUGACCUUAAGACAUGCCAGUUUAUUGCGUCAACUCAAAAACAAACACAAAGAUAAGCUUUGUUUAACAAACCAAAUAGCUUUCAGCAGUGUUUGAUAUAAUGGCAAGUGAUUUUCUA